UUCCUCUCUUCUUCAACUUCAAGGUUCCCUCUCUCCCUCUCUCUCCGAUCGGUGUGCAUUUAGUCCAUUCUACAAACCCUAAAAACGAAAAUUAACUCUAUGCCUCUCCUUUAAAUUAGUUUACUGCUACUGGGUCUAGUUUGAGCCCCUUCUUCCUUUUGUUUUUGUUUGUUUUGUUUCGAGUUAAUGGGAUGCAACGAUUUUGAUGCCAAGAAUAUAAAAGGAACCAGACCAAUUCUGAAGCAAACGUCUUUGGGAUUUUGCUUUAAGUGUUUGCAAACUGGGUUUUUUCAAAUGUGGAGGUGAAUAAGGAGUUUUAGAGCAGUUGUUUAACAAUGGUGAGGCGUCACGGAUGGCAACUUCCGGCUCAUACAUUUCAGGUUGUGGCCAUUACCAUUUUCUUUUUGCUAUCGGUUGCAUAUUAUGCCUUCUUUGCUCCCUUUCUUGGAAAAGAUAUCUAUGAAUAUGUGGCUAUUGGUGUCUACUCUAUCAUGGCACUCUCUGUUCUUAUCCUGUAUGUUCGAUGCACUGCUAUUGAUCCUUGUGAUCCUGGAAUUAUCCUUGAAGCUGACAAGGCAUCAGCUUGUAAAUCACACAAUGAAAUGGAUCUGCCAGGGAAUGCAUCUUCUAUCAAAGAACCUUGCACGAUAGGAUUAAAGUAUGGAAGUGAAUAUAGUAGGCAUAAUAAUUCACGAUGGUGUUCCAAACUUGGAGGUUUCUUUUGUUCUUGCAUCGUACAAGAAGAUUGCUGCAAAGAUGAAGGCCUUUUGCAGCAACAAUCUGGAGAAGAAGAUGCUUUAUUCUGCACAUUGUGUAAUGCAGAAGUGCGCAAAUUCAGCAAGCAUUGUAGAAGUUGUGAAAAAUGUGUUGAUGGAUUUGAUCAUCAUUGUCGAUGGUUGAAUAAUUGCGUGGGCAGGAAAAAUUACAUCAGUUUUGUGUGCUUGAUGGCAGCUAGCCUUGUUUGGCUUAUUGUUGAAUUUGGAGUUGGCAUUGCUGUCUUUGUGCGAUGUUUUACUGAUAGAAAAGGUACAGAAAGUGAUAUAACCGAGAAGCUUGGAGUUGGAUUCUCUCGCCCCCCCUUUGCUACUGUGGUGGCCCUCUGCACAGCUGUUUGUUUUCUUGCAAUUGUGCCUCUGGGAGAACUGUUCUUUUUCCAUAUAAUUUUGAUCAGAAAGGGUAUCACAACAUAUGAAUAUGUUGUUGCAAUGAGAGCACAAAGUGAACCACCUGGACAGUCUGCGGAUGGUGAAGAUCAGCAGAGUAUGCCGUCGUCACCGACCAGUUCAGCUGUGACUGCCAUAAGUGGAAGAAGCUCUCUUGGAAGGAGCUUGCAAUACAAAGGUGCUUGGUGUACCCCACCUAGAAUCUUCAUGGACCAACAGGAUGAAAUAAUCCCACAUUUGGACCCGCGUCGCUUACCAUCCACAGUAGAUCCGGAUGCUGUACAGCCACCAGACAAGGGUAAAAGAUUGCCUCAACAUCCUGUCCGAAUAAGUGCAUGGAAACUUGCUAAAUUGGACUCUAAUGAGGCGGUUAAAGCAGCUGCCAAAGCUAGAGCAACCUCAUCCGUCCUUCGUCCUGUAGGCCCUAGGCAUCAUCCAUACAGUGUUGAUCAACUGUCUAGUAGUAACAUCAGUGGAAGAAGCAGUCCCAUCAGUACUGAUCAUGGGUUUCAGAUAAAAAAUGCUAGACCAGGGACAUUGAGCUCAUAUCCUUCAAGUCAUGCUAGCAGAGAAGACGCUGAAUCAUGUGCUCUCAGCAUUGGCGACAUGAGCAGCCAUCUUUCCAGCAUAACCCCCUCUCCAAUGGCACAGCAACAUUCAAAUAGAGAACAUUUCAACCCCAUGUAUGGAACGUCAGUCAAUCAAUCUCCUUUGUCAACAAAACAAAGUGAAGGGAUUGAACAUGCAGCUGAACAUCCUAUCAGAAAAAAUUCUAGUGCAAUAGAAAGCCCCAGAACCUCAGUUUUUUGGGAUCCAGAAGCAGGGCGCUUCGUCUCUUCCUCGUCCAGAAAUGCGAGCCCUUUGCAUGCACCUAGAUCAGAGCUUUUGUAUAGUGGUCAAUCAAUAUUUUUUGGUCCUCCUAUGAAUGAACAAGUUAACAGAGGAAUGAGGAGUACUAGUUCAUUGUUACACGGGUUGGAUAGAGGUUCUGCACCGAGUCAUCAUCUUCAUCAGCAGCAGGGUAGAUCACAGAGAGGUGGCCAGCUCCCCGUGUUUGUUCCUAGUGAUUAUCAUUCUCUAGAAAAGCAAUUUCCGUCUAGGUUGCCAAUGCCAUGAGCACCAAAAAAAGAGAUGCUUAUCCUUCAUUUGAUUUGAAUUU
Messenger RNA from Hibiscus syriacus, 2322 nucleotides. RefSeq names its product protein S-acyltransferase 21-like. NCBI's taxonomy places the organism in Eukaryota, Viridiplantae, Streptophyta, Magnoliopsida, Malvales, Malvaceae. The record is from RefSeq and is a predicted model, not a curated record. The coding region runs from base 336 to 2279 and encodes 647 amino acids. Gene Ontology annotation, biological process: peptidyl-L-cysteine S-palmitoylation; protein targeting to membrane. Gene Ontology annotation, molecular function: protein-cysteine S-palmitoyltransferase activity. Gene Ontology annotation, cellular component: Golgi apparatus; endoplasmic reticulum. The transcript is spliced from 10 exons.